Messenger RNA from Centropristis striata (black sea bass), 1662 nucleotides. RefSeq lists its product as uncharacterized. The record is from RefSeq and is a predicted model, not a curated record. The transcript is spliced from 10 exons. Gene Ontology annotation, biological process: nuclear envelope organization. Lineage: Eukaryota; Metazoa; Chordata; Actinopteri; Perciformes; Serranidae. Bases 433 to 1485 code for a protein of 350 amino acids. Gene Ontology annotation, cellular component: nuclear envelope; meiotic nuclear membrane microtubule tethering complex. Gene Ontology annotation, molecular function: protein-membrane adaptor activity.
UAUUAUGUGUGUUUCAUGGUAAAGAGAGGAUACGAUAAACAGAAAAUAUAGGAAAUAUAGACGGCUUUCUGUUUCAUUUGCAGAACCCUAUGGUUGACGUCACGGAGAUGACGUCGACAUAUAGUCGCCAGGGUAACGGCAAUCGCAUUUUAUGACCUGUAUUUUAAUAACUUUGAUUGGCGGACAGUUAUAGGACGAAUCUAAUUGGAUCUUUGUAUUAUGGCUUGAUUCAAAUACUGUGCACGGCGGGAACUCGCUCUCUCUGACUCUUCGUCUGAGGGUCUUUCGGCGGAGGUAUCGUUGUCGGCAUCAUGUGGACGUUCCAGUUUAGCACGAGUCUACAGACAGUGAUGAGUCUAACAAAGCACUGAAAAACGGUCGCACAGUUCAGACUCAGACCAGCUGCACUCGUACCACUGGAACAAAAGGAUCAUGAGCUUUUCAUGGCUGCUCCUUCUGGCUGCUGGAAUCGUAUUAUUUGCAGUGCAACACAUGCAAGACCACCAGUAUAAGCUGCAGCUACUGGAACAGCAGAUGGAUACUUCUUCCCCUGUGGCGGACACAAUGUCUAACUUUGCUUUAGAAUCACAAGGUGCAAGAGUUUUAGACCAUUUGACUUCCGACAUGUAUUGGCGGCAAGGAUAUGGAAUUUUGGAUUAUAUCGCUAAAUCCUACUGGUGGGGGCCGUCAAAAGAACAGAGAAGAGUUAUACAGCAAUGGUUCGAAGAAGUAGUCACCUGCAGGAAGCAGGGUACUACACAGAGGAAGGAAAACCAACAAUUUCCUUCAAAGAAGGCCCACACAGAUCUUUCGGAGGAGGAAUGGUCAUCGCCAUGGACGGCAUCGCCAUGGAGGUUCCAGAUAACCAGGAGUCCACUGACAGAUGAGUCCAAUCAGACGGAACGCACUUGGACCACUGGAACAGUGAUUAUCAUGCGUUUUUUAUGGCUGCUCUUUCUGGCUGCUGUCUUUGUAAUGCAAAACAUGCAAAUAACAGAGCUCAAGCAGGAGGUGCAACUACUGAAACAAAAGAUGGACACUUCUUUCCCUGUGAUAGACAGAGUGUCAAGCUUUGCAUUAGAAUCACAAGGUGCAAGAGUUUUAGGCCAUUUGUCAUCCGACACGUAUUGGCCGAAAGGAUCUGGAAUAUGGGAUGAAAUAUUCUCUUGGUGGUGGUCAUCGAAAGCCCAGAGAAGAGUUAUACAGGGACAUUCUUCACUACGUCCAGGAGAAUGCUGGUCUGUUUCAGGCGAAAAAGGACAUUUAGUUGUGUCCCUGUCUCACCCAGUCUCCAUCACACAAGUGACACUCGGCCACAUCACCAAAAGCCAGUCUCCAAGCGGACAGAUCGCAAGUGCGCCGAGGGAAUUUUCAAUCCACGGAAUGAGUACACAUGACGGAAUAGGCACCUACUUGGGAACACUGGUUUAUGAUCAUGACGGCCCAGCAUUUCAGACCUUCAACCUGCCUAUAAGUGUGAUAUAAGUGAGACAUUGUAGUUCUCAUGAAUGUCAAUUUUUUAAUGUUGGUCACAUUCCAAAACAUGAAUUACUUUUUUUCCUGCCAGUUAAACUAACUGUAUUAUAGAUAGGGCAGUAGCUGCGAUCAAACCUAGAUGUCCUAACCUCUCCUCUCUCUUGUUUGUUACCAGAAUCAAGACGG